Molecule: messenger RNA, 2078 nt
Organism: Hydractinia symbiolongicarpus
Lineage: Eukaryota; Metazoa; Cnidaria; Hydrozoa; Anthoathecata; Hydractiniidae
Exons: 3
Coding region: 838-2061 (407 amino acids)
Molecular function (GO): protein binding
Source: RefSeq, a predicted model, not a curated record
CUACAACGCCCUGCUCUGAAAUAAUGUUGUCUACAACGCCGUGCUAAGAAAAAAAUGAAUUACUCACCUCAAUCUGCUACCUUGAUCAUACGUGGCCGACAAAAAAAGGAGAAUACACAAAGUUAAGCUGAUAGCACAAAGACAACAACUAAAUGACCAAGUUAUUUUUAAUAAUUUAAAUAAUACACGCGAACAUGUGAUAGUAUGGUUAUAUGUGUAAAUAAAAAUAAAGAAAUUCCUCCUUGAUAACAAGCCCGUGUAAUAAAAAUUUUGGCACGGCUAGAAUUCUUUAAUUUUUACCACAUCUUUGAAUUUUUGCUGUGAAUUUAAAAUUGUUGGAGGAAUUUUAAAAUAAACUUUCAUUUGCUUCGUUCUUUGUGCCGUAUAUUUGACGCUGGCAACAGAUAAAGUUGACUUAAACAGGUAGAUAGAAUAUUUUUAUGAGUACUGUGCUUUUUAGUGGCUGUCUAACCAAAGUAUUUCAGUCAUUGUCUCAACCCGUCCAUCAGUAUUAACAUUCAAAGUCGCACGAAAUACAACGCAGAGAUUGACCAACAAUUUUGUUGUUGUGAGAUGAAUUAAAAAGUCUGGAAACGAAUUGUAACGCUCCUAGACAGCUGCCAAUCUUCGCAUAUGAUUAAAAUAUAAAACAGUCGUCGCUAUAUAUAUUCAAAAAUAUCGACUCAGUUUUAUUACCUCCAGUAUGAUUUGCAACAUGUUGCAGAAAACAGUAGCAAAAGAUGAAACAGAUCAAAAUCUAAAAUAACAAAACAACAAGUUUGAUCCGACCAAAUAGAGACUCUUUUAUAUCAAGCAAAGAUUCGACUUUCUUUAUUCAUGGAUUCAUCUUCACCAUACAGUUAUGACGACGGGCAAGAAUACGAACCGCUGUUUUACGAUGGCGGCUACGAUUCCUCCUCUGUCAGCCGAUGUAACUUUGACGGAAUAUCAGAAAUAUCUGACGAAUGUUACAGCAUAUACGAACAAAGUUUAAGCGAUUCGUAUUUUGACGAUUACGACGAUGAACUUUCGUCGAAUUUCUCAUGCUUCGAAACAGAUUCGUCGCUCUACGAUUAUCAGAGCGAAACAACGACAACUUCUGGAAGCACUCCUGAACGCUCCAUGAAAUCUCGUUUUAAAGAUACCGAUGAUAAACCCGUUUUAAACGGAAUUUUAAAACGCACAAAUAAUAGCAAUACGUACAACGAAAGUAUAAGUACUCCUAUCACGCAGGCUACAAUUGACAAAAUUCGGGAAUCUGAAUUCGAGGAUAUUUUACAAUACGCUCGAGACAUUGUGAACCCAGACCCUGCGGCAAAAUUAACAUUUAGUUCCCAGCCCGCAAAAGUUGUUCAAGGUUCAUUUCGUCACUUACUAUCUGUAAAAGAAAUAAACUCGAACAACGGAGCGUUUAAGUACAGGACGGUCGAGAUCACAAGAAAUGGUGAGGAAGACUUAGGGAUUAGCAUAAGAAAAGGAGACGGUUGGGAAAAAAAGGAUGGUAUAUAUAUUUCACGUGUUGCCUUAGGUAGUAUAUUUGACCAGUAUGAAAUUUUAACAGUCGGCGAUGAAGUGAUAAAAAUUAAUAAGGUCGACGUGAAAAAGAUGAAAGUAGAUGACGUCAUUAGAUUAAUGCAUAUACCCGAUAAACUGUCAGUGACGAUAAAACUGCUCACGCCAUUUUCAAGAAAACGGGUUGAAAAAAGUGGAAUUAAUAAAUUCAGGUUAGAACAGAAAAAAUUUGUAGGUGGCGGAAGUAUGGACGACACGAAUAGAUUUGCACACCUUAGAAUUAAAAGUAAUGGUAGAAAAACUUUCGAGAAACCAAAGAGAACAAUACUCGUUAGAAAUAAAACCACACAACAAAAAGAACAAAAACAAAGCAAAAUUUCGCCCUAUAGAACAAUGGAAGGUGGAAAAAUUGUCCCAACGGCGAAAAAUGCUUUAUCACCUAUACGAGAAUGUCAUUCAGAAAGUAAUUUGAGUCAAAAUAACAGGCCUAGAAGGCAAUCUUAUGUGACAUGGUCAGAUCAACGUUGUAUAACAAGUGAACCCUUUUAAGAAAAAGUGAAAUAUAA